UGACCUGGCGUCGCGGUGAUGACGCCACCGCUCGCGCGCUCCGCUGAAUCCUCGUCGAGUCUGCUGAGGUCAACAGCUCACGCUACAUCGCUUAACUCUUUACACGGUUUAAGCAACAUUUUACGGUUCUCGUCGAUACGGUUCUGUGCUGUUUUUGUGUUCACUAACUAAAACAGUUUCUCUUCACACAGAAAACGAUCUGCUGCUCCUCCUUCAGUGAAGCUCCUCCCACUGCGAUUCGCCAAUAAAUGCUGGAAUAUUCCCAUCGGUCUACAAGUGAAGACCAGCAACAAACCACCAGGAAGAGCUGAAAGAAGACGGUUUAGUGAAGGACGGAGAGAACAUGAGAGACCCAGAGCCCUGCAGAAUCAAACGCACUGAAGAACAAAGAGACCUAAUGGAUGAGAAUGAAGUGGAGAAAGAAAAAAUAUCUCAGAAAUCUCGGAUCACUUGCCAGCAGUGUGGAAAGAGUUUCACACGCAAACCGAGUCUCGAAAUUCACAUGAGGAUCCACACUGGAGAGAAACCGUUCACAUGUGAUCAGUGUGGAAAGUGUUUCAAGCGAAAAGAACACCUUAAGGUACACAUGAACGUCCACACUGGAGAGAAACCGUUCACAUGUGAUCAGUGUGGGAAGAGUUUUACACAAUAUGUUAACUUUAAGAGACAUAUGAACGUCCACACUGGAGAGAAACCAUUCACAUGUGAUCAGUGUGGAAAGAGAUUUACACAACAUGUUCACCUUAAGACACACAAGAACGUCCACACUGGAGAGAAACCGUUCACAUGUGAUCAGUGUGGAAAGAGUUUCUCACUACAAAGAACCCUUAAACUACACAUGAUUAUCCACACUGGAGAGAAACUAUAUGAAUGUGAUCAAUGUGGCAAAACAUUUAUGUUUGCUUCAGCCCUGAAGAUACACCUGAAUGUUCAUACAAAGGAUAAACCACAUUCAUGUUCUUCAUGUGGAAAGAGAUUUUCACUUCUUCGAUAUUUAAAAUUACAUCAGAAAACCCAUGCUGGUGUGAAAAAUCAUAUGUGCUUUGAGUGUGACCGUACCUUUGUUAGAGCUCCAUAUUUAAAACGGCACCAGAGGAUCCACACUGGAGAGAAACCUUACAUGUGUUCACACUGCAACAAGACAUUCACUGAUUCAGGAGACCUGAAAAAACACGAGAUGAUCCACACCGGAGAGAAACCUUACAUGUGUUUACACUGUGAAAAGACAUUCAGUCGUUCAGAACAUCUGAAAGUACAUGAGAGGAUUCACACCGGAGAGAAACCUUACAUGUGUUCACACUGCAACAAGACAUUCAGUCAGGCAGUACAUAUGAAAACACAUGAGAGGACCCACACCGGAGAGAAACCGUAUCACUGCACUGCAUGUGGGAAGACUUUCACUGACUCAUCAACUCUACGCAAGCAUGCCAAAACUCACAUUAAGUAGCUUAUCUUUAGUCCCAGAACUUUAAAGUGCGAAGCCACAUCUCUUCCCAAUUAGUCUGUCCUAAUCAUCAACGAGACAUAGAAUCAUCUAAAUUAGUCAGUGAGUAAAGUUCAACUUUAAGAUAAAGUUCGAGGAUGAUGUUCUUCCCCCAAGAACAGUGUCUCUUUUAUAUCAUGUUGCUCAAUAACAAUCUAUGUCAAUUAGCUUUAUGAUGAUUUCCAUUUAAUGUUCAAUUUCAUGUAGUUUGUUUAUACUUUUAUAAUGGAAAUAGUUUUUUUUUUAACCUUUUUUCUUUACCUUUUUUCUAACCUUUUUUUUUACAAACUAUUCUUGCUCAAGAAGCUGAUUUAUUUUAAACUAUGUUGUUAUCAAAUCAAAUAGGUAUUCAUCUACUUUGUAUUUUAAAAAAGCAGAUACAAGGUUUAACGUCAUAUAGCUUUGCAGCUGGCUUUCUUCACUUUUAUGCUCUUAAGAUGCUUUGAUAACUUGUCAAUCAGUAAAAGAAAUGUCUCAUUCAUUUCUACUUUGACUUUUUGUAUUUUCUGCAACAAAUAUUAAACUUUUAUUG
Molecule: messenger RNA, 2015 nt
Organism: Cyprinus carpio (common carp)
Lineage: Eukaryota; Metazoa; Chordata; Actinopteri; Cypriniformes; Cyprinidae
Biological process (GO): regulation of transcription by RNA polymerase II
Molecular function (GO): RNA polymerase II cis-regulatory region sequence-specific DNA binding; DNA-binding transcription factor activity
Source: RefSeq, a predicted model, not a curated record